Lathyrus sativus (Indian pea) is the source of this 1077-nucleotide messenger RNA. Lineage: Eukaryota; Viridiplantae; Streptophyta; Magnoliopsida; Fabales; Fabaceae. The record is from the annotation of a GenBank genome assembly.
AUGAAAUCACUCUUUCAUCAUGAAGUAAUUUGUUGGUGUUCUUUCAUAACCAUCCUCUUACAACAUGUUUCUUCUCUGAAUCUACCAAACAAAGAAUCAGUGCCAGCAGUUUUUGUAUUCGGUGACUCUUUAGUUGAUCCAGGAAACAACAACUAUAUCACCACUAUUAUCAAAUGUAAUUUUCCACCAUAUGGUAGAGAUUUCCAAGGAGGAAAUCCAACUGGGAGAUUCAGCAAUGGUGUUGUCCCAUCAGACAUCAUUGCUGAAAAAUUUGAAGUCAAGAAGAUUUUACCUGCUUAUCUUGAUCCUAAUUUGCAACUUAAAGAUCUCCUCACUGGUGUAAGCUUUGCCUCAGGUGGUUCCGGAUAUGAUCCUCUAACUUCGAAAAUAAUGGCUGUGAAGUCAUUAUCAGAUCAAUUAGAAUGGUUCAAGGAAUACAAGAAGAAGAUGGAGGAAGCAGUUGGAAGAAAGAAUAUGACAUUGAUAAUAUCAAAGAGCAUAUACAUGGUGUGUAUAGGAAGUGAUGACAUUGCUAAUACUUAUGCUCAAACACCAUUUAGGCGUGUUCAAUAUGAUAUUCCAUCCUACACAGAUUUCAUGGCUUCUGAAGCCUCAAAAUUCUUACAGGAACUAUAUGAAGAAGGAGGUAGAAGGAUUGGAGUAUUCAAUAUACCAGCUAUAGGGUGUGUGCCAUCACAAAGAACACUGAAUGGAGGUUUUUUUAGAGAAUGUUCAAAUACUUCUAAUAAUGCAGCAAAACUCUUCAACACUAAGCUCUACAUCAAAAUGAAAACACUCGAGAGAAAUUACUCAGAUGCUAAAUUUGUGUAUCUUGAUUGUUACAAUCCAUUCAUGGAGAUCAUUCAAAAUCCUUCCAAGUAUGGUUUUAAUGAGACAAAAAAAGGAUGCUGUGGUACAGGGAAUAUAGAAGUUGGGAUAUUGUGCAAUCGUUUCAGCAUAAACACAUGUUCAAAUCCUUCAGAUUAUGUGUUUUGGGAUAGUUAUCAUCCUACAGAGAAGGCUUAUUAUGCACUUAGUACACUUGUGCUUGAUAACAAAAUCAAGGACUUUUUCUGA